Aspergillus aculeatinus CBS 121060 is the source of this 1099-nucleotide messenger RNA. RefSeq lists its product as uncharacterized. The record is from RefSeq and is a predicted model, not a curated record. The coding region runs from base 258 to 998 and encodes 246 amino acids. The transcript has 3 exons. Lineage: Eukaryota; Fungi; Ascomycota; Eurotiomycetes; Eurotiales; Aspergillaceae.
CUCUUCUACUCUCUUACUCUUUUACUCUCUUAUUUACUUCAUCCUCAUUUUUGGUGACUGUGUAAAUACAUAUACUCAUACUCGCAUCUGUCUCCUCCAAGCUUACCCUACCUGUCUUGUUUACUGUAUACUUGGCGCUGCCUUAUCCGAUAACCCUACAUACCUUAACUCAACCAUCUCGGUGUAUCGAGUAUAUCACCUGCCAUCCUCAUCCAUCACCCUACAAGGAAUCUAUCAGCUAUCUCCAACGAUUCACAAUGGCAGCUCCUCGCUCAAAUUCCCUGCGUGCUCUUCGUCUGCUCUCGCAGCACCACUCUACCACCCUCCCCUGCGCUCGCCGGGGCCUGCACAUUACCGGCGUCCACUCGGCGCAACCGGCCAACGUUUCAGACCGAACCUCUCUGUACUCCAGCCGCACCAUUGCUGAUCUCAAGAAUGAGUGCCAGAAGCGCUCCUUGAGGAGCAGCGGUACGCAAGCCGAGCUUGUCGAGCGUCUCCAGAACCAUGACUUCCUUCAAUCCCGCGCCUUCAGCAUCGCCAUGCGCCGUAUCAGCGGCAAUUCUAGUUCCGAGGAAACCCACAGCCGUCAAUUCAACACUUCCCGGUCCAUGAAGGCCGUGGGUGACUCAUCCACCGUCGACUUCGCCUACAUGCCCUCACUGGCGGAGCUCGAUGGCCCGGCCGCUCGCGCCGAUCCGCAAUUCCCGAUUGUCCCCGACUUCUACUCCCACCAGAGCGCGGCCGUGGCGGAUUCCCCCAUGAAGCCCCAGAUCUACACCGUCUCCGGCGGGGCAGCCGAUGUCUCCGCCAGUCCGAUGACGGAGGUCGUCGACAACCACUCGGUGGACAUCGACCCGUUCUCGCUGACGGAGGCGGUGGGCAAGUCCCGGUUCGGGGCGGAGUCGACCCAGCAGAAGGAGCCUGGUGUGUUCCGCGAGCUGUGGACGGGGGUGGUGGAUGACAUCUUAGGUAGACAGCCGGCUGUUGUCAGAAAGUGAUGCGUCCCACCCGGUGAUCGAUUUAUCCCAUUUUCAGAAUGUCGUGAUUGUCUCUAGCGAUGCGUGAUGUUUGUUGUGUUGUGUUUUUUCAUAGUCAUAGU